This is a messenger RNA of Amblyraja radiata (thorny skate), 1746 nucleotides long. It is a transcript of the gene pstpip1a, whose product is annotated as proline-serine-threonine phosphatase interacting protein 1a. The record is from RefSeq and is a predicted model, not a curated record. The transcript is spliced from 16 exons. Gene Ontology annotation, molecular function: actin filament binding. The coding region runs from base 371 to 1624 and encodes 417 amino acids. Gene Ontology annotation, cellular component: plasma membrane; cytoplasm; actin filament. Gene Ontology annotation, biological process: actin filament polymerization. NCBI's taxonomy places the organism in Eukaryota, Metazoa, Chordata, Chondrichthyes, Rajiformes, Rajidae.
UGUUUUGCAAAACCUGUCUACUUUUUUCUUGCACCCUUGUCUCGACAAACUCAGAAAUAACCCGCUGCUUGAAUCCAGAGAAUGUAAGCGUGCCACCGAGGUCUCACGUGUUAAUUGCGGUUACUUUCUGACAUCACUAGCGAGAACAAAAAAAAAACGCCUCGCUCUUUCUCGCAAGGGAGGUUGCUACCAACAAGAGUGAGCGGAAAAACGGUGCCUCGGGGAAGAAGGGGAACGUAUUUGGAAGCGAAUAUUGAAAGCUGCAUGCAACAAAGAAACACGCCGCCGGAUUAUCACUUUAAAAAAAAAGUCUACUCCUUAGAAAACUCUCUCUUAAAUCACCUUGUGCACCCACCUCUCUCCCUUCAGUAUGACUCGACUCCGGUUUAAAGAUGCCUUUUGGUGUCCAGAGUUCACCAGUUACGUCGGACACGAGGUCUUACUGGAGCGGUUACGGGAAGGCCGAAAGAUCUGCAAGGACAUGGAGGAACUUCUGAAACUGAGGGCAACAGCGGAAGAAAAGUACGGAAAGGAGUUGAUGAAUAUUGCACGCAAGGCCGGGGGGCAAAUGGAGCUAAAUACCCUGCGACUGGCCUUUGACAGCCUAAAGCAACAGCUGGAAAAUAUCGGAAACCUACACAUUCAGCUGGGUGCUGAGCUAAAGGAGGAGGCCAGGCGACUGGAGGAUUUCCGAGAGAGGCAGAAGGAGACACGGAAGAAGUUUGAAAAUUGCAUGGAACGUGUGCAGAGGGGCAAAGUAACAUUUUACAAGAAGACUAUAGAGUCAAAGAAAUACUACGAGCAGAAGUGCAGAGAGGCAGACGAGGCAGAGCAGAGUUCGGACCGUGCAAAUGCCACAGGAAACCCAAAGCAAGUUGAAAAGUGUCAGAACAAGGUCAGGCAGUCUCACGAGUCGGCAGGAGAUGCGGAGCAAGUUUAUCAACAGAAUAUCGACCAACUAGACAAGGUUCGACAAGAAUGGGAACAAGAACACAUCACAACUUGUGAGGCCUUUCACCAGCAAGAAUGUGACCGGAUCAAUAACCUGAGGAACUCGUUGUGGGUUCAUUGCAACCAACUCUCCAUGCAGUGUGUGAAGGAUGAUGAGCUGUACGAGGAGACGAGGAAGGUUUUGGAGAUGUGCGACAUUGAUGCAGAUAUAGAUUGCUUCAUUCAGAAGAAGAUGACUGGGUUGACUCCUCCUGCUCCCAUUGAGUAUGAGAACUACUACCACAAACUAUCUGCUGGCGAUAACCAACCCUUGAGCUCUUCCAGGAACGGUGGGAUGAUGAAAAGAUACUGUCCUAACUUUUUGCAUUUGCCCUACAGGAUUACUAAUCUUUUGCCCAGCCACAUUUCCAAAUCCAGCAGCAACAACUCAGUCAGUGCCACUGCACCACCCCUUGUAGCAGAAGAAUUGUACGCCAGUGUAGCUGUUGGACAGGAGGAGACCCCAAACAACUACAGAGUGCUCUACGACUACACCGCCCAGAAUAGCGACGAGUUGGACAUUGCCGCCGACGACAUUAUCCAGAUCACCGACGUGAGUGAAGACGGGUGGUGGACAGCAAGCCGGAACGGGACGAGUGGCCUCGUCCCCAGCACCUACUUGGAGAAAGUCUGAGCUCCAAGGACGGCACAAAUCCAGCUGCACGUCGAUUGAAGAACAGGGAAACUUGUCGUAGCGGUCGAUGGUGGCCGCCUGCUGCUUUGUUUUAACGUUUACGUGAGGUGAUUGGUUACAUG